AUGCCGCCACCCUCCGCAACGGAGCGAAAUCGAAUAAAGGCAUUCGUCGAGCAGACUGGCAAUCAUGCACCAGGCUCUCCGCAAAAGAAUCGCCGUGGCAAUCAGAGCCCAGAUACUGCCUUUACCGAAAACCUGGAGAGCCUCGAUAUAAUACAGGCCAACAACCAAUAUGAAAAAGCCCACGACGACGUGUUUGACGAGAACACGCGCCCCGCUUCAGCCCAGAGCGCCGACCGCCGCCCCGGGCAUCUUGAUCAUCUCUUUACUGGGUCCGAACUCUCGGAGGCGUUCAUGAGAUCUGGCCGGUCUACGCCGACGAGCGAGUACAACAGAAGAGUACCUGUCAAAUAUGUAUCAAAGGCACCUCAUAGACAAGAAUCGAAGAAAACCUCUCGAUUUACUCACGCUGCGGCCCAUAGCUUACCAACUGUGACAGUUGGAAGUGAUCUCCGCAUGACUGUGGCGGAGCAGCCACAGAAGAGCAACUUUGCCGAAAUGAAGGAUGGAUUUUCAGCAGCUGGUUUAACAUAUAGUAAUGCGAGACAUCCUCAGAGUCCAGUGCGAAACAGCCAGAGACUCCAGCAGCCGCAGCAUAAUCAUAACCAUCAUCAUCACUAUAAUACUCAGCAAAAGAAGUCUCACAAACGCGAGCCAUUGAUGCCGGCACCGCAAGUGGAAGAGGAAAACCGUGGUAGAACACAGAGUCGAGCGAGAUUCGAAGCUACGCCUCCAGCUUUUACUGACAGCGACGUCGCAUCCCAAUCAUCCCGCGGCAAAGACGACCUUCAAACGACACCACGAGGCAAACAAUUGCCGACACGAAACAGAGUGCAUUAUGCACACUCUCCAGUCAAGCAGUUGGAGGACAGAAAAAGGCGCCGCAAGAGCCUCGACUAUGACGAUCAGGCACUGAAUGUAAUGGAGUAUAAAGAGCUUCUGGAGCAACCAUUUGACUUUGACCCUGCCACGGCAAUGGCAACGGGAAAGCACACCGGGCAUCACGGCGAUGGCAAUCAACGGCUAGCGCAGAUGCAACACAUGGGAAGCGCUGAGCAACAAAGAUUUUUCGGGGACAUGCCAGUGGACGAAUGGGAAUCGGCUGGAAAUUGGUUCUCGGAACAAUUCACGGGCAUCAUGCGAAGAUUGACGGCGGCUCGGCAAUCAAAACGGCAGAUUGUGGAAAGCUUCGAGCUGGAGGCGGCUGCGCGCGAGGCAGAAGUCAGACGGCGGUCGGAUAAGAUUGACGAGAAGCUCCAAAAGAUGCGCGAAGAUGGCAUGAAGGUCGUCGGAGGUCGAAGCUGA
This is a messenger RNA of Beauveria bassiana ARSEF 2860, 1302 nucleotides long. RefSeq lists its product as uncharacterized. Gene Ontology annotation, biological process: nucleolar large rRNA transcription by RNA polymerase I. Lineage: Eukaryota; Fungi; Ascomycota; Sordariomycetes; Hypocreales; Cordycipitaceae. The coding region runs from base 1 to 1302 and encodes 433 amino acids. The transcript has a single exon. The record is from RefSeq and is a predicted model, not a curated record. Gene Ontology annotation, cellular component: RNA polymerase I core factor complex. Gene Ontology annotation, molecular function: RNA polymerase I core promoter sequence-specific DNA binding; TBP-class protein binding.